Medioppia subpectinata is the source of this 435-nucleotide messenger RNA. The record is from the annotation of a GenBank genome assembly. Lineage: Eukaryota; Metazoa; Arthropoda; Arachnida; Sarcoptiformes; Oppiidae.
AAUUACUGUUAAAUUUAAUUACAAUACGUUUUUCGGUAUUAUAUUUAUGUGACCGUAAUUUAUGAACGGAUUGUGUAAUAAACUCAACACUUUGUUAUGAAAAAAGAGAUGAAAUAAAAAUUGUGCCGAAAAUUAAACAAAUAAUUAACAAAUUGUUGUAUUAAUUGUGUGAUUGACUCAAGCGUUGCGAUAAUGCCUAAAUAUUAUUGCGAUUAUUGCGAUACUUUCCUCACUCACGACUCGCCAUCGGUGCGGAAGACUCACUGCAAUGGGAGGAAACAUAAGGAGAACGUGAAGUUUUACUACCAGAAGUGGAUGGAGGACCAAGCUCAGUCACUCAUCGACGCCACCAUUCAGCCUAUGGUUGGAGGCAAAGAGCUGCUGAUCACACAAAAUGGGACCACUUAUCACAUCAGGCCUUUGAAAUCGCAUUGA